Messenger RNA from Brassica oleracea var. oleracea, 1051 nucleotides. RefSeq names its product polyadenylate-binding protein 1-like. Bases 117 to 800 code for a protein of 227 amino acids. The transcript has 6 exons. Gene Ontology annotation, molecular function: RNA binding. Lineage: Eukaryota; Viridiplantae; Streptophyta; Magnoliopsida; Brassicales; Brassicaceae. The record is from RefSeq and is a predicted model, not a curated record.
UGGAAACCUGUUAUUACGAAAAAGGUCUUGUUCCCAUUUCUUUCCCGAUUUCAAGCCCUAAACUUGUGUGUUUCUCGCUUUACGACAGUCACCGAGUGAGAAAGAGAGAGAGAGAGAUGACGCUAAACGAUGAGCAAGAGCACGAGGUGUACGGUGGAGAUAUCCCAGAGGAGGAGGAAGGAGAGAUGGAAACAGACGAGUACGAGGAAUACGUCGGAGAAGAAGGCGCCGCAGCCGGAGGAGAUGAGAAGCUUAAACCAGGCUCUGCCUCUAGGGAUUUAGAGGACAUGAAGAAACGAAUCAAGGAGAUCGAGGAAGAAGCUGGAGCUUUGCGUGAAAUGCAAGCCAAAGCUGAGAAAGAUAUGGGUGCUGGCCAAGAUCCAUCAAGUGCUAUUAGUUCGGCUGAGAAGGAAGAAGUGGAUUCCCGCUCAAUACAUGUUGGCAAUGUGGACUAUGCUUGCACUCCAGAGGAAGUCCAGCAGCAUUUUCAGUCCUGUGGAACAGUCAACAGGGUUACGAUUCUGACAGAUAAGUUUGGCCAACCCAAAGGUUUUGCCUAUGUCGAAUUUGUGGAAGCAGAUGCCGUUCAGAAUUCACUUAUAUUGAACGAGUCAGAACUGCAUGGUCGUAAGAUUAAGGUAUCUGCAAAGAGAACUAACGUCCCUGGAAUGAGACAAUUCCGAGGAAGGCGGCCUUUUAGACCCAUGAGGGGGUUCAUGGCUGCCCCUAUGUAUUAUGCUCCAUAUGCUUAUGGGAGAGUUCCUAGGUUCAGACGGCCAAUGCGCUACAGACCAUACUGAUCAAGAAAGAUUGGUGUUAAAAGUAGCAGCUGCCUUUUGUUUCAGGAAGGCAAUUAUCAUCUACCGGUGGUUCAUUCGAGACAGUUGUUCGAUUAAACAGAAUUGGGUUCAAGAAUUUUAUGGCAAAGGCUACCUUUAUGUUUAGAUUUUAUGUACUAUAUUUGAUGAGAGGAGCUAAUUUUGAGUUCCUUUCUUUUUUAUCUUUGGGCAAAACUCAUAAAGCUUUCCAUUGAGAAUGACAUCCACGUUAC